AUGGACACAGCUCUAGAGGAUACAACUGAAUUCUUUGAUUCGGACGAGGAAUUACAGGUAAAAAUCAAGGAAUUCGCAACGUUGUUGAGAAAAUCAACCCAUACCGUGUUUUUUACUGGUGCAGGCAUAAGCACGUCAGCCGGCAUCCCAGACUUUCGUGGCCCCACAGGAAUAUGGACACUUCAAGCCAAAGGACUGCCCACACCGUCCUUGGACACCAUGAACAAUAUUCUCCCAACUCCUACCCACAUGGCAAUGGUCGCACUACAAGAUCGCAACAUGCUGAAAUUCGUCAUAAGCCAGAACGUGGAUGGCUUGCAUCUACGAAGUGGCAUCAAGCCUCAUGCGUUGGCGGAACUGCAUGGCAAUACGAAUAUUGAGAGGUGUCUGGUGUGUUCGAAACAUUAUUAUCGGCCGUUUAGAGUUAGGCCGUUGGGAGCUGCGGAUCCUUCGGGACGUCAUCUUACUGGCAGGAAAUGUGAACAGUGCGUGGGAUUACUACGAGACUCGAUAGUACACUUUGGAGAGGGUUUACCAGACCGUGAUCUUGAAGCUGGGUUUGAGCAUUCAAGAAAGUGUGAUUUGAUGGUCGUGUUGGGGUCUAGUUUGAGCGUAUACCCUGCCGCUGAACUGCCACAUCGAGCUGCUCAAGCGGGAGCUCAGUUUGUUAUUAUCAAUUUACAGAGGACGCCGAUGGAUGAUUUAGCUACGUUACGGAUCUUUGCUCAGGUUGACCGUGUGAUGGUGGCAGUCAUGAAGGAACUCAAUAUGCUAGUUCCCCCUGUUCAGGAUCUUCAAAAGGAGCUGGCUGACUCGCAGGUGGCAGUUCGCUCUCUGAUGUAG
Messenger RNA from Synchytrium microbalum, 843 nucleotides. RefSeq lists its product as uncharacterized. Gene Ontology annotation, molecular function: NAD+ binding. The record is from RefSeq and is a predicted model, not a curated record. The transcript is spliced from 5 exons. Lineage: Eukaryota; Fungi; Chytridiomycota; Chytridiomycetes; Synchytriales; Synchytriaceae. The coding region runs from base 1 to 843 and encodes 280 amino acids.